AUGGAGAAUAAAACGCUCAGAUUACUACAAUAUAACAUUCAAAGUAUGCGUCCAGUGGAGAAACGAGAAGAACUAUAUACAAACUUGGUGACCAACGAUAUAAGCGUGGCCUUGCAUCAGGAAAUCAGGCUUAAGGAACAGGAACAGGUAGUAAUAAAAAAGUACAAUUUUGUGAGCAAAAGAAGGGAAGGAGGGUAUGGCGGUGUAGGAAUCCUACUUCGAAAAGGAAUACAAUAUAAGAACUUGAAGCUACCGAACUUUGGGCCACUAGAAGCAGUGGGAGUUGAAAUCAACCAAUCUGUCGGACACCAAGUUAAAACAAUUAACCUACUUUCGGUUUAUCUACCGCCCGGAAACAACCUAACAGAAACAAAGAAAGCACUUCAAGAUAUCUUUACAUAUCUGGAGAGCCUCGUAGGCGAAACCAUCGUCGGAGGCGAUCUGAAUGGGCACCACAGUUCAUGGAGUCCUGAAUAUCCGGAAUGCGCACGAGGUAGGUACAUAAACACACUUAUAGAAGGCUCCAAGUUGAUGUUGUUGAACGACGGAACGGCAACGAUGAUCGGAGCUCCAGGCGGAAAAGAAUCAGCAAUAGAUCUAACGUUGGCAACAACUGGAGUAGCGAGGAAAGUUGCAUGGAUGGUUCAAGAUGAAGAGCUCGGUGGCGCACACCUUUGUAUCUGGAUUGAACUAGAAACGGAUAUUCCCAUUGUCAAUAGACGAAUUACGAGGAUCAACAAGAGUAAGGUGGUAGAAGAACUAGACAGUAUGAGGCCACAGUUCAUAUACUCGCUGGAAGAGAUGGUAGAAGUUUUCGAUGAAGCGGUUAAAAAGGCGUCCUUUGUGGUGAAAAAUAAAAAGGCAAACUAUCUAAAAACCUGGUGGACAGACAAAAUUGGAAAGUUGUACAGCGAGAAAAGAGUAUCACUACGAGCGUAUAACGUGAACAAAAACCAGCAAAAUUACAUCGUUUUGCAACGAUCCAGGGCACAAUUCAAAAAGGAAGUACGAAAGGAAAAAAGGAAAUAUAUAGGGGAACUAUCGGAGAAAAUAGACGAGGCAACCCCGUCUAGACAUCUUUGGAAUAUCGUAAAGGGAAUCGAUACGUCACUGUCCGGAGAAUACAAGACACGAACAGAGAUCACACUGGAAAAAGGAACAGAGUUCAAGGAGUACUUCUUUAAGGACAAGGUUAAGCCAAUCCAAAAACCAACAGCUUGCACGGAGUAUGAAAUCGAGGGGUACCAGAUGGCGUUAAAGGACAAGGAAUUGUUGGGGGUCCUAAAGAGCAAGAAAAAUAGCUCGGUGCCGGGAGAAAACAAAAUUUCAUAUGAUAUGCUCAAGCAGCUAACUCCAGAAAUGCAAAUGAAAAUCUGCGAGAUGCUGAGUCGUGUGUUUGUCACUGAGAGGAUUCCGGAAAGAUGGCGUCUCACGGAGAUUCGACCGAUCGAGAAAAAAAAAUACAGACCCACAAUUGCCAAGUGCCAAAAGGCCCAUAGCGUUGAUGAAUGUAGAAUUGAAACCUUUAAAUGCCGUGGUCAAAAACCGUCUCUCGGAAAUAGCAGAAAUCAAAAAUCUCAUCCCUAA
Topomyia yanbarensis is the source of this 1587-nucleotide messenger RNA. RefSeq lists its product as uncharacterized. The record is from RefSeq and is a predicted model, not a curated record. Lineage: Eukaryota; Metazoa; Arthropoda; Insecta; Diptera; Culicidae. Bases 1 to 1587 code for a protein of 528 amino acids. The transcript has a single exon. Gene Ontology annotation, molecular function: catalytic activity.